AUGACCACAACGAAUGAGGCAAUUGAAGAAGUACAAGCGAAAAAGGCGGCUAGAGUGAUUGAAGGUCCUAACUGGGGAUAUUAUCAAGGCGGUAUUCCGCCACCAUUUUGGUCUUGCUUAGCAGGUUCUGAAAUGUGUGCUGGUACAAUGCAGUCUCCUGUUAAUAUUGAAACACGUGACGUGGUAAAAAACAACAAGAUUAGUCAGUUUUCUUUCUCUGGACUUCGAAAAACAGCAGGAAUAAAAAUGGAGUUGAAAAAUACUGGUCUUUCAGUUAAAGUACAGUUUCCUGAUGUUCAGCCAAUAAUUAAAGGUGGAGGUCUAUCGGGACCCCACCAACUUUUAGAGCUCCAUUUCCAUUGGGGAGAUAAUAUUCAAAGAGGUUCAGAGCAUACAAUAAAUGGACAACAUUCUGCUUUAGAAGCCCAUUUUGUGUUUGAACCAACAAAAGAAGGAACAAAACAUUUUGCCGCAGUGAUUGGAGUAUUGAUUUAUGCUGGAAGUUAUAAUCCAAAUUAUGAACAUAUAGUUUCUAAGCUGAAAGACGUAAGAAAUAUUGGUGACAAGACAGUCCUGAACACCGUUCCAAUCAUGGAUCUGUUCCCAGAAUCCACUCGUUGUUGGUAUCGAUAUUGUGGAAGUCUAACCACACCACCAUGUAGAGAGACAGUUAUAUGGACUGUGUUUGAACAAGGCAUUUCUAUGUCAGAAGACCAGAUCAGUGAAUUCCAGAAGUUGAUGGGAGAACCAGCAGUAUUUACAGAAGGGAAAAACAAUAUAGUUGAUACAUUUAGACCUGUUCAGCCAUUGUUACAACGCAAGGUUUCAUUAAGCUGCCCUCGUAGGGGAAAGAACUAUUAUGGACAUAGUCAUCGAAAUGCAAACGAGUACGGUUGCAUCAACCAUGGAUAUGGGAAACGAAAAAGCCAUAAGAAGUACUAUAAUCAUUCAUCUGGAACCAAUAGCUGUCUAUGGGUUGAUUGGUAUAGAAACCAAUGAGUUAAUGAGAGA
This is a messenger RNA of Mytilus trossulus (common blue mussel), 1011 nucleotides long. Its product is annotated as carbonic anhydrase 4-like. The record is from RefSeq and is a predicted model, not a curated record. Bases 1 to 999 code for a protein of 332 amino acids. Gene Ontology annotation, molecular function: zinc ion binding; carbonate dehydratase activity. NCBI's taxonomy places the organism in Eukaryota, Metazoa, Mollusca, Bivalvia, Mytilida, Mytilidae. The transcript has 9 exons.